This is a messenger RNA of Annulohypoxylon maeteangense, 1006 nucleotides long. Its product is annotated as ras-domain-containing protein. The transcript has 6 exons. NCBI's taxonomy places the organism in Eukaryota, Fungi, Ascomycota, Sordariomycetes, Xylariales, Hypoxylaceae. The coding region runs from base 210 to 830 and encodes 206 amino acids. The record is from RefSeq and is a predicted model, not a curated record. Gene Ontology annotation, molecular function: GTPase activity; GTP binding.
ACAUUACCUAAAACAAGAUACGGCAGCUGCUUCCUCUCACCUACGAAAAGCUUCAUUUUCAUUGUUCAUAUCAUUGUUUAUUAUUAUUCACUUACAAUUAUCCUUAAUUUACUUCAUCAUUAUCGGCGUCGCAUUACAGCUACCGACUUCCUAGGAAAUAGAUCCGUCGCACAAGUAAAAAAGUCGGGAAUCGGAUAACGAAAGAAACGAUGGUCUCCGAGGAUCAGCUCCCGGUCCUCAAGGUCCUGAUCAUCGGCCCUUCUGGCGCCGGCAAAUCUGCAUUGUUGUUAAGAUACUGCGAUGACCAAUAUGAUCCGGAGUCGACGACGGCAACAAUUGGUAUCGAUUUUAAGAUGAAGAAGCUUGCCGUGCAUGGGAAGGCAUACCGACUUAACAUAUUCGAUACCGCUGGCCAAGAACGCUUCCGUACGUUAUCGACUAGUUACUACAGAGGUGCACAUGCUGUCAUCAUAGUCUACGAUAUAUCUAGCCGGAAGAGCUUCCUCAGCAUGGAAAGGUGGAUCGACGAAGCGAGAAUGAACGCGUCUCCAGAUGCCGUGCUUUAUUUGGUCGGGAGCAAACUAGACAAGAUAGCUACAGGUGGUCGGGCUGUUACCGAGGAGGAAGGAAAAGCGUUUGCGGAGUCGCAAGGCGCCGGCUUCUGCGAAGUCAGCUCCAAGACGCGCGAGAACAUCCGCCGGCCCUUCGUGGAAGUCGUGGACCGAAUCGUGCAGAAACCGCAGCUCCUAGCCGCCGCCACGCCCGCGGCCAGCAACGCGGGUAUAAAUCUAGGUCUAGGAUCUGACUACUCCUCCGCCUGCCCCUGCUAAUCUAAACCAAUCCAACCCAAACCAAGCCAACCCUUGUCUCUAUUUUGUCUAUCGGUAACAAAGCAGAUCCCAGGAUAAACGCCAAGGCUUCGAUGCAGGUGGCAAUGUACAUAGUGUUCCAAGUUCUUCUCCUUCUCUAGAUGAUGAUAUCCCUUUAUGCGACGCUACGCAAUGCA